Messenger RNA from Salvia miltiorrhiza (redroot sage), 513 nucleotides. RefSeq lists its product as uncharacterized. Lineage: Eukaryota; Viridiplantae; Streptophyta; Magnoliopsida; Lamiales; Lamiaceae. The record is from RefSeq and is a predicted model, not a curated record. The transcript has a single exon. The coding region runs from base 1 to 513 and encodes 170 amino acids.
AUGGUGGAGAAACAUGAGGGAUCCGUUGAUAAGGCGCAAGUGGCCCUUAAUAGUUGGGGUGGCGAAAAUCUCACGGCUGAAGCGUACAACUGUUUCCGGGACAAGGGCGAGGCACUAUUUUGGCACAAGGCAAUUUGGAGAAACUACAUUCCUCCAAGAUGCUCUAUCACCCUUUGGCUUGCAUUACAAAAUCGGCUCAAAACAGUGGAUCGACUCCAGGGAGUUCCUAAACUUUAUGCUAUUUGCAAUACUUGUGAUGAAUCACUGGAGCACCUUUACUUUAAAUGUGUAGAAACUUCAAAGACAUGGAGAGAGAUAAAAAAAUGGCUCCGAUUGAAGGAACUCAUGUCAACUAUACCAAGUGCCAUCAAGCAUCUCUCCAAAAAGAAUAAGGGGUCAAAGAUCUACAAUAAAGCCAAACUCCUUUCAUUGGUUGUGAUGGUAAAUCACUUGUGGUUUGCUAGGAACAAGCUUAUAUUUGAGAAAGAACCUAGAGAAGAAUGUGGUGUAUGA